GCGCCUGAGCCCCAGGCAGCUCGCCCGCAGCUGGCAGUCCGACGCGACCUGCUCCCGUCUCCCCGCGCCCAUGGCCUCUCCCGGCUCCGGUUUUUGGUCCUUCGGGUCUGAGGAUGGCUCCGGGGAUCCUGAAAACCCUGGCACAGCCCGAGCCUGGUGCCAGGUAGCCCAGAAGUUCACCGGUGGCAUCGGAAACAAGCUGUGCGCCUUGCUGUAUGGAGACGCGGAGAAGCCAGCGGAGAGCGGCGGGAGCGUACCCCCGAAGGCUGCCCCCCGGAAAGUCGCCUGCACCUGCGACCAGAAGCCAUGCAGCUGCCCCAAAGCGGACAUCAACUACGCGUUUCUCCACGCAACAGAUCUGCUACCCGCAUGUGAUGGAGAAAGGCCCACUUUGGCGUUUCUGCAGAAUGUAAUCGACAUUUUGCUUCAGUAUGUGGUGAAAAGCUUUGAUAGAUCAACCAAAGUGAUUGAUUUCCAUUAUCCCAAUGAGCUGCUUCAAGAGUAUAAUUGGGAAUUGGCGGACCAACCACAAAAUUUGGAGGAAAUUUUGAUGCAUUGCCAAACAACUCUAAAAUAUGCAAUUAAAACAGGGCACCCCAGAUAUUUCAAUCAACUUUCCACUGGAUUGGAUAUGGUUGGAUUAGCAGCAGACUGGCUAACAUCAACAGCAAACACUAACAUGUUCACCUAUGAGAUUGCUCCAGUAUUUGUGCUUUUGGAAUAUGUCACACUAAAGAAAAUGAGAGAAAUUGUUGGCUGGCCUGGAGGCUCUGGUGAUGGGAUAUUUUCUCCUGGUGGUGCCAUCUCCAACAUGUACGCCAUGCUGAUAGCCCGCUACAAGAUGUUUCCGGAAGUCAAAGAGAAAGGAAUGGCUGCGGUUCCCAGGCUCAUCGCCUUCACGUCCGAGCACAGUCAUUUUUCUCUCAAGAAGGGAGCUGCAGCCUUAGGAAUUGGAACAGACAGCGUGAUUCUGAUUAAAUGUGAUGAGAGAGGGAAAAUGAUCCCAUCUGAUCUGGAAAGAAGAAUCCUUGAGGCCAAACAGAAAGGAUUUGUUCCUUUCCUGGUGAGCGCCACGGCUGGGACCACGGUGUACGGGGCAUUUGAUCCCCUCUUAGCUGUGGCCGACCUUUGCAAAAAGUACAAGAUCUGGAUGCACGUGGAUGCAGCUUGGGGUGGAGGAUUACUGAUGUCCCGGAAACACAAGUGGAAGCUGAGUGGUGUGGAAAGGGCCAACUCUGUGACGUGGAACCCACACAAGAUGAUGGGAGUCCCUUUGCAGUGCUCAGCCCUCCUAGUUAGAGAAGAGGGAUUGAUGCAGAGCUGCAACCAGAUGCAUGCCUCCUAUCUCUUUCAGCAAGACAAACAUUAUGACCUGUCCUAUGAUACUGGAGACAAGGCCUUACAAUGUGGACGCCAUGUCGAUGUUUUUAAAUUAUGGCUAAUGUGGAGGGCAAAGGGAACUGCUGGAUUCGAAGCACAUAUUGACAAGUGUUUGGAACUGGCAGAGUAUUUAUACAAUAUCAUAAAGAACCGAGAAGGAUAUGAAAUGGUGUUUGAUGGGAAGCCUCAGCACACAAAUGUCUGCUUCUGGUAUGUUCCUCCCAGUCUGCGCACCCUGGAAGACAAUGAAGAGAGAAUGAGUCGCCUCUCAAAGGUGGCGCCAGUGAUUAAAGCCAGAAUGAUGGAGUAUGGGACCACCAUGGUCAGCUACCAACCCCUGGGAGACAAGGUCAAUUUCUUCCGCAUGGUCAUCUCAAACCCUGCAGCAACUCAUCAAGACAUUGACUUCCUGAUUGAAGAAAUAGAACGCCUUGGACAAGAUUUAUAAUAAUCUAGCUUACCAAGCUCUUUCAAUUCUCUUAGUAGACAAUUAAGUUGUCACAAAUGGUAUAAAUGUAUUUGUAGUUUGUCCCAAAGUAAAUCUAUUUAUAUAUUGUGGUGUCAAAGUAGAGCAUAGUUUAAAAAAAUCAAA
Dipodomys spectabilis (banner-tailed kangaroo rat) is the source of this 1972-nucleotide messenger RNA. RefSeq names its product glutamate decarboxylase 2 (gene Gad2). The coding region runs from base 71 to 1828 and encodes 585 amino acids. The record is from RefSeq and is a predicted model, not a curated record. Gene Ontology annotation, biological process: GABA shunt. Lineage: Eukaryota; Metazoa; Chordata; Mammalia; Rodentia; Heteromyidae. The transcript is spliced from 16 exons. Gene Ontology annotation, cellular component: cytoplasm. Gene Ontology annotation, molecular function: glutamate decarboxylase activity; pyridoxal phosphate binding.